This is a messenger RNA of Engraulis encrasicolus (European anchovy), 3524 nucleotides long. RefSeq names its product O-GlcNAcase like (gene ogal). The coding region runs from base 107 to 2128 and encodes 673 amino acids. NCBI's taxonomy places the organism in Eukaryota, Metazoa, Chordata, Actinopteri, Clupeiformes, Engraulidae. The transcript is spliced from 16 exons. The record is from RefSeq and is a predicted model, not a curated record. Gene Ontology annotation, biological process: glycoprotein metabolic process. Gene Ontology annotation, molecular function: beta-N-acetylglucosaminidase activity.
CCUCCAAAGAGAUAUAGUUUUCAAGGAAGUACACUUUUUCAAUUUCAUCAUUUGGAAGGAUCAAAUACAAGAGUCACAUCAAAAGAGCACAUUUAAAGACUGACCAAUGGCUGAAACGAAAAUGAAGUUUCUGAGUGGUGUGGUAGAAGGUUUCUAUGGUCGACCAUGGACGAUGGAACAGAGGAAAGAGCUAUUUUUAAGAGAGCAAAAAUGGGGGUUGAAUGCAUAUCUGUAUGCACCCAAAGAUGACUACAAGCACCGGAUGUACUGGAGAGACCUCUACACGCCCCAGGAGGCAGGGGAUCUUCAAAAGCUCAUUACGUGUGCAAAAGAGUGUGGUGUGGAAUUGAUCUAUGCCAUUUCUCCUGGACUGGACAUAACUUUCUCCAAUCCCAAAGAAGUUGAAGCCCUCAAGAACAAAAUCAAUCAGGUGUGGACGUUUGGCUGUCGGUCAUUUGCCGUGCUGUUUGAUGAUAUUGAUCCUGAGCUGUGCCCUGCUGAUAAAGACAUGUUCAGCUCAUUGGCAAGUGCACAGGUGCACGUCACUAACGAGGUAUAUGGGCAUAUUAGGACACCUGAGACCUUCCUGUUCUGCCCCACCGACUACUGUGCAGUGUUCUGCACUCCCAACGUGGCUCAGUCUUCCUACCUUCACACAGUUGGUAAUGAUCUGCGCCGUGAGAUUGAUGUGCUUUGGACAGGUCCAAAAGUUGUAUCUCAGGAAAUUUCAGUCGAGUCUAUCGAUGAAGUAGCAGCAGUUCUGAAGAGACCUCCAGUCAUAUGGGACAAUCUCCACGCCAACGACUAUGACCCACAGAGGAUGAUGUUGGGACCCUUCAAGGGCCGGCCAGUUGAACUCAUCCCCAAGCUUAGAGGCAUACUCACUAAUCCCAACUGCGAAUUUGAGCUCAACUUUGUUGCAAUUCACACCUUGGCAACGUGGUGUAGGUCCAACAGCUGUCAUGGUAGCCCCAUCAAGGCUAGCAGAGAAGGCCAAAUCAAAGAUUACAUUCCACAGGAGGCACUGUCAGGGGCUCUCUCUGAUUGGCUGGUUGAGUUCAGUGUUGAUGUUCCAUCCGGUGGAGAACAGACUAAGAGAGACUCCUCUAAUAAGACUCAUUCACCCAGUCUGAGGGAAAGGCCGCUGUUUACGGCCGAGCCACUCACUGUGGCGGACCUCAGGCUGCUCUCCGACCUCUUCUAUUUGCCCUACGAGCACGGCCCCACAGCACUGCACAUGAUUCAGGAGCUCCACUGGCUGAGCAGCAAUCCGCCUGCACACCACGCCCACACUGUCUCAGACAAGACCACAUCGAAGGACAGCAAAUGGUGGAGCAGAUCACAGCAAUUUGAUGAGAUGUGUGAGUCUGUGGUGCAGAUGUUCAACCGCCUUUCAAACGUGUCCAACCGGCGAAUUCUGUAUGACCUGUACGACUACAUCUGUGACAUCAAGAGUGGUGUGUCCAUGGCCAGGGACGCUGUGAAAGCUAUCGCUGGGCAGGCACCUCUGUAUCUGCGAGUAACAGAUGAUCCUGAGCCCUGGGGCUUCAGAGGUGGCUUAUCAGGAGAGCUACAGAGAAUGCUGCCCUACCACGGGAUCAAGGAUGUCUUUAAUAAGUCUCGAGUGACUCCAGUCUAUGUCAUUCGACCUUUCACUUCAAGUGAUCAGUCCGAUGUGCAGCAGAUCUUCAGAGAUAGCACUGGCUGCCUUCCAGCCACUGAGGGAGCCCUGUUACUGGGAGAUAGGCUUGCAUGUGGACAGCUUUCUGCCAACCCCACCUGUGCAUUCGUUGUGGAGAACAGCAGAGGUGCAGUUUGUGGAUAUGCCCUUGGAGUCACUGAUCUCAAAUCCACAGCCUACAAGGACCAGUGUUCAGAGUCUCUCCUGGCAGACAAUUCUUCUGUUUUUACGAUGGGAAUGACCCCGGAUAUUCCUGACACCCUUGCAAGGCGUUUGGUCAACUGCCUUGUUUCAGCACUAAGGGCAACAGGUUGCACAACGUUCUUUUCUGAGCUAAGACAACACCAGAAAAGGAUGUUGGAUGUCCUUGACAGAGUGGGCUUUUCGAGGGUGACAUCGGUGGAGGGCCUUCCGAAUGAUGUCAUCAUCAUGAAAAUGAAAGCAUGAUCAGAAUUAAGACACAACAUGCGAUGAUUGCAAUUGUGAUAGCCCAAUGUUUUGAAAUUACUGUUGCAAUAGAUCAGGGGUUGUCAAAUAUAAGGCCCGGGGACCAGAUGGUUUCAUACAGCCCCAGACUUGGAAAAAAAAAGCAAAGAAUGUCAAAAAAAAGAAGCAAUAUCUAGCCUAUUACAAAGGUGCUACAGGUGUCUGAGUCAGGUUAUCAAUACUUGGGAACGACUUUGCCUUUUUUUGCUUGCCACUGACAGUCAAUGCUCCUGAUAUAUAUUUUUUAACUUUUUUAUUUGAAACGCGUAGGCAUUGUAGCCAAAUAAAAAACAAAAAAAAAUUGCAACCUUGAGUGCCUCAGCAUCUGUCUUUCUGGACCAAGUUUGAGAGCCCCUACACUGAUGAGUACCAAGGGAAAAAAGGUGAAGACCCAGAAGCACUCCAAUUACCUGCUUGUGUUUAAUGCUCCUGAUAUACAGUACUUGCUGACAUCCACGACGAGAUGAUUGGCUGGCAAUGCGAUUCCAAUAGGAAGCAAAAAAAAAGUGACAUUUCGCAAUUACGUUACUGGUCCCUGGUCCCGCUCACUGGAGAUCAAAUUGACUAUGUGUGGCCUCAAAGCCGAAAUUAGUUUGACACCCCUGCAAUAGAUUGUCUUAAUUUCCCAUGCAAAACUCAAGUAGGCCUACUUAUUUGUCACAGUUCUUACACAUGUGGCCUACAUGGAUAUUCUUUCCGUUUGUGGAAGCUGUCCCACUGAUUAUUACAUACUGAAACUAAUUGUUAUUGAUGAAACUUAACACUAUUAAAAGAUUCAUUUGAAAUGACCACGGUUGCUCUCUUUGUAAUGACAAAUGACUUUCACAAUGCAUGACUUGCACAAUGCAUGCAUGAAUCUCUCACACUCAAGAACAAGCACAGUUAAUAAUGACACAAAUUGCACAUGACACAGUUUCAAAGGAAUUUUCAUUUCAAAUCCAGUAUUUGCACGUGUGCUGAAUUUAUUCUAUUCAAGUGGCACUUUUACUUUGCAUGGUUUCAUGUAACUAUUUUGGUUUUACAGCAUGGUGGGUGGAGUGAGUGGCCAUUAAAACUUGUGUAAAAUUUGAGGUAAAUAUUCAGUGCGUGCAUGCAAAAUUUUGGCCUAUUUUUUAAAACAAAUAUUGUUCUUGUUUUGUGACUUCAUACCAGAUUUGAGCAAUUUUGAUAGACAUGAUAUUGACGAUUCAUACAUUUUUAGGUCGUACGUGUUUGAUUUGGCAGCCAUCUUCAAUAUUUGUUCUUUUCUUGGUGCCUUUUGAAAUAAUCUGAACAGUGUAAAAAGUGUGGAAGUGAAAUUGUUUUGAGAUACAUGUGUAGUUUAAAUGAAAUCGUAAAAAUAAAUAAAGAUAAAAUC